AUGGCCGCCUCCACCCUGUCUGUCUGCUCCAGUGACCCAAGCUACGGCUGCAGGGUCUGCCUGCCUGGGUCCUGGGGCUCCUGCACCGGCCCCUCCUGGCAGGGGUACGAUUGCCCGGAGAGCUGCUGCAAGCCCCCUUGUGCCCCCAGCUGCUGCACCCCCAGCUGCUGUGCCCCGGCCCCCUGCCUGACCCUCGUCUGCACCCCCGCGAGCUGCGGGUGCAGUCCCUGCCAAUCAGCCUGCACCAGCUCGUGCACACCCUCCUGCUGCCAACUAUCUAGCUGCCAGCCCUCCUGCUGCACCUCCUCCCUGUGCCAGCAGGCCUGCUGCAUGCCUGUCUGCUAUAAGCCCAUGUGCUGUGUGCCCGUUUGCUGUAAGCCCGUCUGCUGCAUGCCCGUGUGCUGUGUGCCCGUCUGCUCUAGGGCUGCCCCCUGCCCAGCGACCCCGUGCUGCCAGCCCACCCCCUGCCCCUCAUCCCGCUGCAGACCCUCCUCCUGCGUGUCCCUGCUCUGCCCGCCCCCUGUGCAGCCGUCCCACCUGCUGCUGACCUACUCAUCACCAACCCCACCAGGCUGGCACUCUGGGCACCCCCGUGUCUCCUCACAGCCCAGCACAAGCUUUGAUUUUGGAAUUUAA
Molecule: messenger RNA, 636 nt
Organism: Manis javanica (Malayan pangolin)
Lineage: Eukaryota; Metazoa; Chordata; Mammalia; Pholidota; Manidae
Gene: KRTAP10-12
Product: keratin associated protein 10-12
Cellular component (GO): keratin filament
Source: RefSeq, a predicted model, not a curated record